UCGUUCCCAGACAUCGUGACGCUCGUGCACACGCACCUGGCGCCGAUGCUGAAACCCCAGGACACCUACAACUUUUUGGUCAGCUGCACUGGCUCCUUGAACCAAGGCGUCCGCGAUGGCAUCGCCACCAAGGCGUUGCUGUACUACUACAAGUACGACAGCGCGCACUUUGGUCUCAAGUGCGGAGGUGACUGGCACCAGUUGAUUCCCGUUUGCAUCCAGGGAGCUCGUGGGCGCUGUGCAGAGGACAGCAUACCAGAGGACCUACCGCUCCCCAAGGUGCUGGAUGCUCGAACACAACUGCUGGGAGCCAUGUGCCUCCUGUACGAAGGAAUUCGGCCCUUCAGAGUGGUGCAGAUGUAUCGUGGAAGUACCUGCGUGCCUGCUACCAUGCAGCCAGUUGUGUUUUCGCUGGCCGAAGCUUACAGAAAAGAAGAGGAGACGCCCACACUAAUCGACACGGACGACGUCGAGGAGCUAGCACGCCUGAUGAAUGCUGUCGAACCGGGGUUUGGCACGCACUUCUUCUUCGCCUCCGACGAAGAACCUGCCAACGUGUUGGAGGCGCACUGGAAAGGGAUCCAGUUUGACGAAGGCAGCGGUACGACGACGUGUGAGUUCUGCGAGAACUACGAGCAGAGUACGCUCUUCGUAAGGGAGCAUGGCGUAUCACAUAGCGACAGUGACGGGAUGAUGCGUGCUCAUUGCGCGGAAUUUUACCAGCCUAUGAAGAAACUCAUGCUGCAGAAGCUCAAGCACGUCCGCUAUGUCCAGCCU
Molecule: messenger RNA, 777 nt
Organism: Phytophthora sojae
Lineage: Eukaryota; Oomycota; Peronosporomycetes; Peronosporales; Peronosporaceae
Exons: 2
Source: RefSeq, a predicted model, not a curated record